This is a messenger RNA of Uranotaenia lowii, 649 nucleotides long. RefSeq names its product 60S ribosomal protein L8-like. Gene Ontology annotation, cellular component: cytosolic large ribosomal subunit; ribosome. The coding region runs from base 68 to 649 and encodes 193 amino acids. The record is from RefSeq and is a predicted model, not a curated record. Lineage: Eukaryota; Metazoa; Arthropoda; Insecta; Diptera; Culicidae. Gene Ontology annotation, biological process: cytoplasmic translation. The transcript has a single exon. Gene Ontology annotation, molecular function: RNA binding; structural constituent of ribosome.
GAGUCUAGUGGACACACUUUUUGUGUUUCUUAAAAAAUAUCGUUUAAGAGCGCUGUAGGAGGCCAAAAUGGGGCGAGUAAAUAGUGCACAGCGUAAAGGUGCGGGAUCCGUAUUCACGGCCCACACCAAAAAGCGAAAGGGACAACCCAAACUGCGUCUUCUGGAUUACGCCGAGCGACAUGGUUACAUGAAGGGAGUCGUGAAACAAAUCAUCCACGAUCCAGGCCGUGGCGCCACGCUGGCCGUCGUCCACUUCCGGUACCCGUACAAGUUCAAGGUCCGUAAGCAGCUGUUUAUCGCCGCCGAGGGUAUGUACACCGGUCAGUUUGUGUACUGCGGAAAACGCGCCCAGCUGCAAAUCAGAAACGUGCUCUCGAUCGGUCUGAUGCCCGAAAGUACCAUCGUGUGCAACCUGGAGGAGAAGACCGGUGAUCGGGGCAAGCUGGCCCGUACCUCCGGCAACUAUGCCUCGGUCAUUGCCCACAAUCCGGAUAUCAAGCGUACCCGUGUGAAGCUGCCGUCCGGCGCCAAGAAGGUUCUUCCUUCGAACAACCGAGCCAUGGUCGGUAUCGUUGCCGGUGGUGGUCGUAUCGAAUUAUACAUUAAUCUCAUCAAGGUCCGCAGAUCAAUCGGUGUGUACCUUUUAUAA